UUCAAUGAACAAUAUUGCAAUAUUCACUCUAACAGUUUAUUCUGUUGUGUUAACCAGAGGUGAUCCUCUAGUGGAGCUGCCUCUAGGAAAAAUCGUGGGCAGCAUUAAAGAAAGUGUUAGUGGUAGGAAAUUCUAUUCAUUUGAGGGUGUCCCGUACGCAAAACCACCCGUGGGCGCCAAUAGAUUUGAGGCACCUUUACCAAUAGACCCCUGGAAUGGCACCUGGACAGCUAAUGUAAUCCACAAGUGCUUGCAAUAUAGACAUUUAUCUCAAUCAAAGGAGGAUCCUGUCACAGGGUUAGAAGAUUGUUUAUACCUAAAUAUCUAUACGCCAUCUCUAGACGUCCGUGAAAACCUAGAUGUAAUAGUUUUCAUACAUGGAGGAGCCUUUAUGUUCAACUAUGGCGCGUUUCAAGGUCCACAAAUACUGUUAGACAAAGAUAUAGUUUACGUAAACCUCAAUUACCGACUGGGACCCCUGGGUUUCCUAAGCACCGAAGAUGAUGUGGUUCCCGGAAAUAACGGUAUAAAAGACCAAAUCGUUGCUCUACAAUUUAUCCAGAAGUAUAUACGGUAUUUUGGAGGGAACCCGAAUUCAGUCACGAUAACUGGAAAUUCGGCGGGAGGGGGGAGCGUCCAUUUUCACUACAUGAUAAGCAAAAGCAAAGGAUUAUUCCACAAGGGUUUCUCACAAAGUGGAACGACCUUGAACCCGUGGGUCAUUGCUGAAAACCCCUUAGAGAAAACAAAGCAAAUAGCAAGCUUAUUAGGAUGCUCCUCUCAGUCUACGAAGGAAAUGGUCGACUGUUUGAAAGAACGCCCAGGGAAGCAAAUCGUGGAAACCAUAACCACAUUCCAGCCUUGGCUUUUCAACCCCUUUUCCCCAUUCGCUGUGGUGGUAGACAAAUGGGCUGAAGAUCCACUGAUACCGGAUCAUCCCUACCAGUUGCUGAAGAAGAAACUAGUCCAUAGUGUGCCAUGGAUAGCGUCCCACGUAAAUUCUGAAGGAUUAUACCCAGCAGCAGAAUUUUUUUCCGAUGAAAAGUACUUGGACGACAUCGAUAAGAGGUGGGACGAUAUCCUGCCUCACAUAUUACACUACAACGAAACAGUAAACAGUGAAGACAUCCAUGCUGUUAAUACUAAAAUCAGAGACUACUAUCUUGGUGAUGCUAACGUCAACAAACACACAUUUGGGGACUUGGUACAAAUAAUAGGAGACAGACUGUUCGUGACAGAUAUACACAAAGCUGUAAAGCUUCACGCUGAAGCUAGUGCAGCGCCUACUUAUCUAUACUAUUUUACAUACAGAGGAGAACACAGCAGGUCUGAAGGCAGGUCGAAAAGUAGGAAGAAUUUCGGCGCUGCUCACGGCGACGACGCCAGUUACAUCCUCAGCAUGGCUCUGGACACUCGUUCGAACGAAAGAGAUAAGGCUAUGUCGGAUAUGAUGGUAGAAAUGUGGCUGUCAGUAGCCAGAACUGGAAAGCCUAAUGUGACUCAAUUGGAAUGGACGCCAGUUCCUAAAGACUCCAAAAGGAUCAAAUACUUGAGGAUUUCUUCUCCAGAUAACCUUCUCAUUGAGGAAAAUGAGAAUUUAGGGAACAAAGAGUUUUGGGAAUCGUUGCCCAUUAGGGAAAACGAAAAGCUGUUCGAAAGAACAAGAGAUAAGAACGAACUGUACGGCGUAUAUAUACCCGUUUAUCAUCCUAUUCAAGUUGGUGCGGUCCAACCAACCAUGUAUACGGCUGUUCUGUUCAUUGUAACUAUCAACGCUGUUGUAUUUGGUGAAGUUACCUCAUCAAGGGUGACUAUAUCUUUGGGGGAGGUAGAAGGGUUUACAGCUAAUACAGUCAACGGACGAACAUUCUCCGCUUUUGAAGGAAUACCAUACGCCAGACCUCCAGUGGGUAAACACAGAUUUAAGGAAUCUGUACCACCAAAACCGUGGGUAGGAGUAUGGCAGGCCAAGACUAUGUUCAAGUGCAUGCAGUACGACCAUUUCACACCAUCUGGUCAAGACAUGGUGUCGGGAGACGAGGACUGUCUAUACGUAAACGUAUACACACCAAACCUGAACCCUAGAAAAAAGCUCGACGUCCUGGUAUUCAUACAUGGCGGCGCGUUCAUGUUCAACUACGGGGGCAUGUACGGACCCCACAUUGUUUUAGACAGGGAUGUCAUCUACGUUAACUUCAACUAUCGAUUGGGUCCGCUAGGAUUUUUAAGUACAGAGGACGAAGUGGUACCGGGCAAUAACGGACUGAAGGACCAAAUUUUGGCGCUGAAAUGGAUCAAGGACAACGUGGAGUACUUUGGGGGUAACCCGGAUUCGAUUACCAUAUUCGGGAUGUCGGCAGGGGGCGCUAGCGUCGAACUGCACCAUUUACUCCCGCAAUCACAAGGUUUAUUUCACAAGGGAUUCUCUCAGAGCGGUACAGUCCUCAACCCUUGGGUUUUGGUGGAACGCCCGUUGCAAAAAGCAAAGAAGUUGUGCUCUAUAAUCGGUUGUCCCACAGCUGAUUCCAAAUAUAUGGUGGAAUGCCUUCGGCACAAGCCAGCGAGGCAGAUCACCCACACCGUUAAACAUUUUCAGCCAUGGCUAUACAACCCCUUUUCUCCGUUCGGUGUGGUCGUGGAUACCUGGGCUCUAAAGCCGGUACUUCCCCAGCAUCCCUACAAGCUGUUAAAAGCCAAGAAAGUCCAUGACUUGCCUUGGAUCGCGUCGUACACGUCUGCCGAAGGCUUAUACCCAGCUUCAGACUUCCACCACGACCACCACUUGGAGUACCUGGACCGCAACUGGAACGAAAUAAUGCCUUACAUUUUGCACUACGACGGUGCCGUAGAUCCCGAGUUGCUGGACAGCGUCAGCGAGAAGAUUCGGGAGUAUUUCUUCCAUGGAAAACCGGUUAAUAAGGACACUUACCCCGCUUUGGUCCAACUGAUGAGCGAACGCCUCUUUGUCUACGACAUCGAAAAGGCGGGUAGACUGCACUCCGCUGCCGUACAAUCUCCAGUGUACAGCUAUUUCUUCAACUACAGAGGAACCCACAGCAAAUCGGAGUUCAGAGCUGACACGGACAAAAAUCUAGGUGUCUCUCACGGAGACGACACCAGUUACGUGUUAAAGACCAAUAUGGACACGUCAUCAACGGAAGAUGACCGCCAAAUGAGCGAAAUCAUGCUGGACUUGGUGAUUUCAUUCAUGAAAACAGGGAAACCAAACAUCACUUCCGCUUGGACGCCUUUGUCGAAAGACCCGUCGGAUCCUUGGAAGCAGCUGCACAUCGCGGGCCCCCAGAACAUGUUCGUGGAGGAAAAGGACGAGUUGGGUAACAGACAUUUCUGGGAGACCCUGCCGUUCAAGGAGAACGAAAACCUCUUCCCCGCGAGGGACGAGUUGUAAAGGAAACAAAUCUUCCUCACGUUUUAUUAAAAAUAUCUUUUAAACAACUUAACAGCAUAAUAACAUUUGUGUGUCUCUACUUAUAGUUUACUUAUUUUAAUAAAUACUAGUUAAAGCAA
Molecule: messenger RNA, 3528 nt
Organism: Anoplophora glabripennis (Asian longhorned beetle)
Lineage: Eukaryota; Metazoa; Arthropoda; Insecta; Coleoptera; Cerambycidae
Exons: 21
Coding region: 5-3409 (1134 amino acids)
Source: RefSeq, a predicted model, not a curated record